AUGCGAAUUUGGUGUUUCAAGGCCAAGUCCGGUCCAAAGGAAGCUUCUCCUCUUCUUUCUCGCGGCCUCCCUCCAGGGGCUGGAGCCCGGGGUGGCCGGGCGGUUGGGGGCGCCGUACGCCCCCUCCCCGCUCAGGGAAAGUUCCGCGGGUUCAUCUCCGGUCGGGGCAGGCCUGGCCCGCCGACGGCCCUACCCGGCCGAGCGGCCGCAAACACCCCGCCCGGCAUCUGCACCCGGAGGGUCGCGCCCCCUCCCCGCGCAGCCGCCACAAACACCCCGCCCCCGCCUGCCCGCCACCGCCCUCGCAGAACGUUAACCCCUCGUAGUCCGCCGCCCGGCUCGGGGGAGGAGGCCGGGCCAGGGGGUGGAGUUGUCGCGUCUCCUCCCGGGAGCGCCCGGGCAGACGCCCGGCUUGUUUACAGGCCCGCGCCGCCCGCCCGCCCUCGGCCCCAGCGUCGCGCUUACCCGGAGCAGCCGCGGGCAGGCAGGUCCCUGGUCGGCCGAGGCUGCGGCGGCCGGGGAGGGGGCGGGAAGGGGGUCACCGCGGCGGCGGCCGGCCAGGUCAGGCCGGGGAGGGGGCGGAGGAGGGGAGGAGCCGGGCUGCGUCCGGGCCCCCGGCUCUCGGCGCCCUCGCGGCUCAGAUCAUCCGGGCGUUGGAGCGGGAGGCGGAGAGCGGGUCCCGGAGGAGGAGGAGGAAGAGCCGAAGAUUCAUCGCUUACGCACCCCACCUGCCUUAGCGCCCCCCCACCCCCCUCCCCAACCACCGGCUGCCGAGCUGCCGCUGCCGGAGCACCCGAAGCUGCGGGCCGGGCCAGUGCGGAGACCACAGCUCCCUCGCUCCCGCGCGCGCUCCCGCCCCUAGCGCCGCCGCCGCCGCCGCCGCCUCCAGCGCGUCCCCGCGCAGGCGCGCUCACGACGGUGCCGUACUACCCCUCCCCCACGCCUCCGCCUGCCACGCUCCGCCCCGUGGGCUCAGAGGCCCCUACAGCUGCGGCGCGGCGGAGCAGCUGGAGAGACCCGGAUGUCGUUGGGCAGGAACUGCAGCGCGCGCUGGCUAACGGGGGAGGGGUGCAGUUGCGGCCUGAUCGCGGCCUAGCUGCUGCGGCUCUAAGGCAUGCUUGUUGUCAGGCCACCGCCAGAUCCCUCUCCCUCAAGCCUCCACACUUCCGGAGCCAUCCUUGCCCCAGCGACCUCGGGAGACCUACGCAGACAUGGGAUCUAACAACAGGAUCAAACAAUAUCACCAAAAGAUCACUGGCAGGCUGCUUCUUCAAGGAACCCCCAAAUCACCCAAUAUCUUGGAGGUUAGAAUUUCUUAGAGUAAGAUGAAGAUGGAUCAUUUCCAGGUAUAUAAAGUAAAAAUAAAGUUCACUUAUGCAUUUGGUCUCAGUAUCAUCUGAUGACAUAUUUCCUAUAUUUCCUAAUUCUCCCCAUGCUUGCCAAAAAAAAAAAAAAAAAAAAAA
Molecule: messenger RNA, 1463 nt
Organism: Sus scrofa (pig)
Lineage: Eukaryota; Metazoa; Chordata; Mammalia; Artiodactyla; Suidae
Source: RefSeq, a predicted model, not a curated record